Equus quagga is the source of this 3789-nucleotide messenger RNA. It is a transcript of the gene NAGA, whose product is annotated as alpha-N-acetylgalactosaminidase. Gene Ontology annotation, molecular function: alpha-galactosidase activity. Gene Ontology annotation, cellular component: cytoplasm. The coding region runs from base 219 to 1466 and encodes 415 amino acids. NCBI's taxonomy places the organism in Eukaryota, Metazoa, Chordata, Mammalia, Perissodactyla, Equidae. Gene Ontology annotation, biological process: glycosylceramide catabolic process; oligosaccharide metabolic process; glycoside catabolic process. The record is from RefSeq and is a predicted model, not a curated record. The transcript has 10 exons.
CCCCAGCUCAGAGCUUUUGCCCCUGCAGCUCUUGCAGCCCAGACCGCUCUUCCUUCUCACCCCUACUCCUCACCUCUGACACCUCAGGGCGCCUUCGCAUCAGUCAGGUCUCGACACAAAUGUCCCCUCUCUGCCUGUGCAUCUUCCAAAGCCCAACAUACAAAGCUGAUGAAAGCGGAGCAGAUCUGGUCAGAUCCUAAGACGCUGAGUCCAGAGCAAUGUUGCUGAAGACAGUCCCUCCUGCAGUGCUCUUGCUGGCCCUGGUGGACCACGUGCUGCUGCUGGAGAAUGGGCUCCUUCAGAAGCCACCCAUGGGCUGGCUGGCCUGGGAACGCUUCCGCUGCAACAUUGACUGUGAUGAGGACCCGAAGAACUGCAUCAGUGAGCGACUCUUCAUGGAGAUGGCUGACCGACUAGCACAGGAUGGAUGGCGGGACCUGGGCUACACAUACCUUAACAUCGAUGACUGCUGGAUUGGUGGGCGAGAUGCCAAAGGCCGCCUGGUGCCUGAUCCCAAGCGUUUCCCCAACGGCAUUGACUUCCUGGCUGACUAUGCACACUCCCUGGGCCUAAAGCUGGGCAUCUACUCGGACCUGGGCAACUUCACCUGCAUGGGUUACGCAGGCACCACGCUAGACAAGGUGGUCCAGGAUGCUCAAACCUUCGCCGAGUGGAAGGUGGACAUGCUGAAGCUGGAUGGCUGCUUCUCGACCCCCGAAGAACGGGCCAAGGGGUACCCCAAGAUGGCUGCUGCCCUGAAUGCCACAGGCCGUCCCAUCGCCUUCUCCUGCAGCUGGCCAGCCUAUGAAGGGGGCCUCCCCCCCCAGGUGAACUACAGUCUGCUGGCAGACAUCUGCAACCUCUGGCGCAACUAUGACGACAUCCAGGACUCUUGGAGGAGCGUGCUCUCCAUCCUGAACUGGUUUGUGGAGCACCAGGACAUACUGCAGCCAGUGGCGGGCCCUGGACACUGGAAUGACCCAGACAUGCUGCUCGUUGGGAACUAUGGCCUCAGCUUCGAGCAAGCCCAGUCUCAGAUGGCCCUUUGGACGGUGCUGGCAGCCCCCCUUUUCAUGUCCACGGACCUGCGUACCAUCUCUGCCCAGAACAUGGACAUUCUGCAGAAUCCACUCAUGAUCAAAAUCAACCAGGAUCCCUUAGGCAUCCAGGGACGCAGGAUUCUCAUGGAGAAAUCCUACAUUGAAGUGUUCAUGCGGCCUCUGGCCAAUGAGGCCAGCGCCUUAGUCUUCUUCAGCCGCAGGAUGGAUAUGCCUUAUCGCUACCAUUCCUCCCUCGCCAAGCUCAACUUCACCGGCUCCAACGUGUAUGACGCCCAGAACGUCUACACGGGUGACAUCAUCAGUGGCCUCCGGGCUGAAACCAACUUCACAGUGGUCAUCAACCCUUCCGGGGUGGUGAUGUGGUACCUGUAUCCGGUGAGGAAGCUGGGGAUGCCCCAGCAAUGAGAAGCUGGGACAAGUGACAGGCUGUGGUGGCAUCACUGAGCCCAGACCAUGGAGCCUUGGCAUGCCGAGGGCCAGUAGGUGGGGUUAUCUGCUACACAGCCCUACUUGUCGACCUGACCCCAUCAGACCCAAAAAGCAAUUUCAGGGCCAAGAUCCACGUCCAGCCCAAGUGUGAACCCUCUUGGAAACUUGUCUUGGGGCAACUCCUGUAGCCUUCCUGCCUCUGCCUCCUCUGCAUAGCCCCACAGGUGUUGCUGAACAACUCAGCCAGCCUCCUGAGCCCCCACAGGCAGGGGCGCUGAUAGCCAUCAGGACUCCAGCCUCUGACCUUCUUUUUGUUGACUCUGAAAUCAGAAUCCGGAAUUUUUCUUAGAAUUAGGAGUGGAGAUCUGCUCUCUUGUCAGGAACUCCCAUGAACUGUGUGAUUGGCUUCCUGCCCAGAGAAGGCCUUGCAGGCUAACACCACCUGGGAGUGAUCUUGGCUCCCUCGGGUCACCAAUAAAGCUGUUCUUUAGUCAAGUAGUUGUAAUAUGGACCUGGGCCCAUGGGCAUCUUCAGUUAGGGACUCUGGGUGGCAGUACACAGGGUGCUGGUUUCAAAUCUCGCCUUACAUGGAAGAUGUAUAGCAUCUUCUGGUCCCUCAUUUUCCAAAGCAACCUGCAGAUUGUACUUCUAGACAUGCCAGACUUGCCUCAUGCUGGGGAGCCAUCCCUGCUUUGCCCAACACAGUGGUAGUGGUGGUGAAACACAGUGAGGCAGAGCAGUGAUAUUCCCAGGCCCUUCCUCACCCCAUUCCGAUGUUACGGGGUCUGCUGACCACUACCCCCUCGCACCAGCCCCCCUGCUGCACAGUGAAAGGCCCUGAUCUGCUGAGGAACUUGGCAUUGCUGUCUUAGGCGCCUUUCAGCUCAUCUCCCCUUUCUGACAGGGCUUCAUUCAGUGGCGCCCUGGGGCUGGGUGUGGGUGCAGAGGUGUCAGCUCUGCCUUUCUCCCACAGGGUCCCUACAGCUUGUCCUAUGCCCGGCAGUGUUCCACGGCCCCACCCUUAGUUUCUUCUUUCCUAACUUGUCUGCAUCGGAGAUUCAAAUUUCCCAGGUCUGUCCAAAGACAAGUCCAGGGGCUCUUUGUGUCUUAAAAUAUAUUUCCUGCUCCUCUUCCUAGGGAAAGGGGUAUUAAAGGAAAAGAAGGACAGGUUCUUGACUGCUUUCCUUGGUUUCUAAUUCCCAAGCCCUCUUUCCUUAGCUAAAGCCGCAGGGCACCUGUCUUCCUGAUGGCUCUUGUCCCCAUUUGGAAAGCUAGCAGCAGAGCAAGCUAGGUAAGUUUUCCUUGGGCUUUGAAUGUGAGAGCACCCAGUGCCCCAGGCCUUGCACUAUCCUGGCCUCUGGAUGGAUCUCCCAUGCUCCCUCCUCAGGGUUUGACGUCCUUGUCUUUAGAGUAUGGUGUAGAAAACUUACAAGUGCACAUUUUAUAGUAUCAUUUAAGACUACUGGAGCUUCACUGAUUGAGACUAGAGUUAUCAGAGAAAGCUCCUUUUCCCCAGUUGGUAUCUUGAGGCUGUGGAUCACUCAGGAGGACAGAAGCCUACCUCAUCCCAGACCUCUGCCCUUGGAGGCCUGUCACCCUAUGCAUAACUCCAGCUUUGGGUCUUUGUCAUAGUGCUGUUCAAGCCAAAUAGAAUAGUCUCGGGUGGGAACACUUCUUUUGCCAGCCCCAGGAAAGAAGUCUUUGCUGCCACCCUGGGAUGCGGUGAGGUAUAGCGGUGGAGACCAUGGACAUGGGAGUUGGAGCCAGGGAUCAACCUGGGCUUGACCACUCAAUUCCUUUGCCUUCCAGACUCAGAGAUAGUUGCAUGUCUUUACUUGCUGUAUAACUUCUUUUAUUCUGGGGGUGCCUGAUAGAUGCUCUCUUUCACUUUCAUUUUUUCAACAUACACGCUGCCUAUCUUCCAGGACAUUGUUUUACUCCCUUCUACCCAAGGCUAAUUAGGGACUCAAUUAUUUUUUUCCCAGUUCAAGGCAGCCUUGUUUGGUACUCCUUGUCUUUUAAAAAAUUUUUAUUAAAGAAAGUUUCAAAUACAAAAACAAAAUGGUAGAGUGAACCUCCAUGUACCCAACACCCAGAUCCAACAACCAUCAACAUGUGCUAUUAUUUCAUCUCUCUCUUCCCACACAUACUUUUUCUUUGCAUGUGAGCUGGAGUAUUUGAAAGCAAAUCAAAAAAAUCUAAACACCACUAUGUAGCUCUAACAGAUAGGGUUUUUAAAAAUAUAUAUGACCUUAAUACAAUUUUCCUAUCCAACCAAAUAAAAUUUUUAAUAAUCUAA